AUUUCCCAGAGUUCCGCGGGAGGGCCCGACCUGGUCCCGCUCCCUCCACCUAGCCCCAGCGCGUGGCAGGACUCAGCCGGCGCCUGAAGCCGCUCCCCGGGGAGGUCGGGUAAGGCGCAGGUGCAGCCAACAUGGAUGAGCCCCAGGGGUCCAUGCGGAUCCUAGUGACUGGGGGCUCUGGGCUGGUGGGCAGAGCCAUCCAGAAGGUGGUAGCAGAUGGGGCCAGGCUGCCCGGAGAGGACUGGGUGUUUGUUUCUUCCAAGGAUGCUGAUCUUACGGACGCUGCACAGACCCGAGCGCUGUUUGAAAAAGUCCGGCCCACACGUGUCAUCCAUCUUGCUGCAAUGGUGGGGGGCCUGUUCCGGAAUAUCAAAUACAAUUUGGACUUCUGGAGGAAAAACAUACACAUCAACGACAACGUGCUGCACUCGGCCUUCGAGGUGGGGGCGCGAAAGGUGGUCUCCUGCUUGUCUACCUGCAUCUUCCCCGACAAGACCAGCUACCCUAUAGAUGAGACCAUGAUUCACAACGGACCCCCGCACAGCAGCAAUUUUGGCUACUCUUACGCCAAGAGGAUGAUCGACGUGCAGAACAGGGCCUACUUUCAGCAGCACGGCUGCACCUUCACCGCUGUCAUCCCCACCAACGUCUUUGGGCCCCAUGACAACUUCAGCAUCGAGGACGGCCAUGUGCUGCCUGGCCUCAUCCACAAGGUGCACCUGGCCAAGAGUCGCGGCUCAGCCUUGACAGUGUGGGGCACAGGGAGGCCUCGGAGGCAGUUCAUCUACUCACUGGACCUGGCCCGGCUCUUUAUCUGGGUCCUGCGGGAGUACGAUGAGGUGGAGCCCAUCAUCCUGUCAGUGGGCGAGGAGGAUGAGCUGUCCAUCCAGGAGGUGGCCGAGGCCGUGGUGGAGGCCAUGGACUUCCAUGGGGAGGUCACCUUUGAUACAACCAAGUCGGACGGGCAGUUUAAGAAGACGGCCAGUAAUGGCAAGCUGCGGGCCUACCUGCCCGACUUCCGGUUCACGCCCUUCAAGCAGGCCGUGCAGGAGACCUGUGCCUGGUUCACUGACAACUACGAGCAGGCCCGGAAGUGAAGUGCGCCGCGGGAGCGGGUGCCGCCUUCUCCCCGGCGCUCAGCCGGCAGAGCCCAGCGGCGGCCACUCAGAACCUGCCGGGGCUGAGGGCGCUGCCCUCGUGGCGGCGGGCCCCUGCUCCACGCCCUCUGCCUGGGCAGGCCUGGCUAACUGUCCGGUGAGGCCCACCGUUCACACCGUCCUCAGGGAAGCCGAGGCCUGGCCAGGCCCGGCACCCUGCUGCCCAACGCCAGCCGCAGAGCGUGUACACUUCUGAUCCCUGGGAGCCAAUAAAGUGCAUUUCCACA
Molecule: messenger RNA, 1384 nt
Organism: Balaenoptera ricei (Rice's whale)
Lineage: Eukaryota; Metazoa; Chordata; Mammalia; Artiodactyla; Balaenopteridae
Gene: GFUS
Product: GDP-L-fucose synthase
Exons: 11
Coding region: 132-1097 (321 amino acids)
Biological process (GO): nucleotide-sugar biosynthetic process
Molecular function (GO): GDP-L-fucose synthase activity
Source: RefSeq, a predicted model, not a curated record